CACUCAACUUCCGCGACAGAGUGUGACUGCUUCCGUGUUGCCCCACGUUUUCGCAGGAGAUAGAGGUGUACGUUGAUUAAAUUUGGGUUUAAAUCGUAAGGAUGCGGCCACUAACAGACGAAGAGACGAAAACUAUGUUCGAGAAGCUUUCGAAAUACAUCGGUGAAAACAUCAAACUUCUCGUGGACCGACCCGACGGUGCCUACUGUUUCAGGCUACAGAAUGACCGUGUGUACUACAUGAGCGAGAAAAUUCUGAAGUUGGCCACAAACAUUUCCCGGGACAAGCUCGUGUCAGUGGGAACAUGUUUUGGAAAGUUCACAAAGACCAAUAAGUUCCGCCUGCACAUCACAGCUCUGGAUUUCCUGGCGCCCUAUGCGAAGUUCAAGGUGUGGGUGAAACCUGGAGCAGAGCAGUCUUUCCUCUAUGGGAACCAUGUACUAAAAUCUGGGCUUGGGAGAAUCACUGAGAACACUAUGCAGUAUCAGGGAGUGGUGGUCUACUCCAUGGCUGAUGUACCCCUGGGUUUUGGUGUGGCUGCAAAGUCCACCCAGGAGUGUCGGCGAGUGGACCCCAUGUCCAUCGUAGUGUUCCACCAGGCCGAUGUGGGAGAGUUCAUUAGGAAUGAAGACACAUUAACAUAAAGAUGCACCAACAACUGGACUGUCAGAUGCCCUUUUUUAAAAACACACAUUUCAUACCCAGUAACAGUUGCUGAAAUUCACACCGACAACAGCUGCUGUUUUCUUUUCACAAGAGUGGUUGGAUGAAAAUGCCAGGCACAACUGCCCAUGUUUCUAAUUCAGUUUAGGGACUGAAACAAAGACUCUCUUGACUCACCUUGAGAUACUACGACUACUAUCCGAAGGAUUCCCUUGUCACCGAGCCUCCUGAUACCUUCAGUCUGGCUAUUGGUCAAAUCUCAUCAAAAUGAAGAGAAAAGCUUUUCUUGUGUUUCUCUUUUGUAAAUGUCAUCUUUCAAAUAAAUCUUUAAUGUCUUUGUA
Molecule: messenger RNA, 1004 nt
Organism: Chelmon rostratus (copperband butterflyfish)
Lineage: Eukaryota; Metazoa; Chordata; Actinopteri; Chaetodontiformes; Chaetodontidae
Gene: nip7
Product: NIP7 nucleolar pre-rRNA processing protein
Exons: 5
Coding region: 102-644 (180 amino acids)
Biological process (GO): ribosome assembly; ribosomal large subunit biogenesis
Cellular component (GO): preribosome, large subunit precursor; nucleolus; nucleus
Molecular function (GO): RNA binding
Source: RefSeq, a predicted model, not a curated record